UUAUUUUAGAGUAUAACAUGCAUAAAAAUAUCGGAGUAAUUGUUUGUGACGAUGAUCCAACGUUAGGAGAAGAAGAUGGCGUGGGAAGAAUGACAAUCGACCUUUUUAAGAAACACCAAUAUGAAAAUUGGGAGUAUUUUAAAGCUGUGUCAGGACAUCUUCCUGAUAAAUCUAAUCUAGAAAGUUAUAAUGGGUUUAUUCUUACAGGAUCGUAUUGGUCAGUUAAUGAUCAACAUAAGUGGAUCGAAGACCUAAUGGAGUUUAUUAAACUUGUAUUUCAGUUCCAGCAUUAUUCUGAUGCAGCACCAAAACUUUUUGGUAUAUGUUUUGGUCAUCAAUUAAUUAGCAAAUCAUUAGGAGCAAAUGUGAUAAAAAACAAGAACGGGAAGUUCAUAUUAUCCCAAGCAGAUGUUCAAGUCCUGGACGAUCUGCAAAAUAAACAAUAUUAUCGUCAAGUUUUUCACGAUAAACAAUAUAUUAGUGUUAUACAAUGUCACGAAGAAGAAGUGAUUAAUUUACCAUCAAACGCAGUUCGCCUUGCCACUUCAAAAUAUUGUGAGAAUGAAAUAAUUUCUUAUGGAGAUAAAAUUUUAACUAUGCAAGGACACAUGGAUAUUUCAGAAGACCUGUUAAUAGGGCAAUAUCUUCCGACACUAAAAGAUUCUGGUAAACUUGAUGAUGAUGACGAAUCAUUUCUUUUUGAUAGCUUGAACGGAAAGCCUAACGAUUGCUCAAAAAUUGUAGAGAUGAUUCGACAAUUUUUAAAUUUAGACUAGAUAAGUUUACAAAUUUUUUAGAGAAGAUGUCUACACAAAGA
This is a messenger RNA of Hydra vulgaris (swiftwater hydra), 817 nucleotides long. RefSeq lists its product as uncharacterized. Gene Ontology annotation, cellular component: cytosol. The record is from RefSeq and is a predicted model, not a curated record. Lineage: Eukaryota; Metazoa; Cnidaria; Hydrozoa; Anthoathecata; Hydridae.